AUGGCCCAUGGAGCAACAUCCAAGAGCCAUGGUAAUAUAGAGCCGGGAAAACAAGAGGAAGACUCUGGACUCUGUCAACAUGUUGCCUGUUACACUGUUGUCCGAUGUUACCAGUGGAAUAGCCUUAUUGUUGAUUUCAUUAUACUCGAUCAUGGGAAUAUACAUGGCGAGUCGACGGCUGCAACAGUUAAACUAGCUUGGAAUCGGUCAAGUAAAGAGAUCUUCAACCAAGAUGGAGGAGUUGGGUCUGAUUCUCAACUUGUAUCAGCUGAGCUGACGAUGGAACGAGAGCUUAGCUCUGCUAUGAGACUUAGAGUCGACUCGAUUUGUUUCACCCUAUUCUCCAAAGUGCUUGAUCGCGACUCAAGGGUUGCUACUGGAUUCUGCGCGAUGACGGACUGGAUCGAACAUCUUGGGUCCAAACGCAGGAUAGUGCCUCUACUGCACCUAGAGAUGAUUCAAGGGCAUUUUCGCCAAAUCCAUCAAUAUAGUAUUAGACUAGCCCUUAGGGAUGUACCCUCAUUGAUAGAGUUCUACAUCACGGGAGUGACUAUCCUAAAAGGUAUUCCUACGUGGGAAACUGGUCUCAUCUCGGUUAGUUAG
Messenger RNA from Fusarium redolens, 603 nucleotides. RefSeq lists its product as uncharacterized. Lineage: Eukaryota; Fungi; Ascomycota; Sordariomycetes; Hypocreales; Nectriaceae. The record is from RefSeq and is a predicted model, not a curated record. The coding region runs from base 1 to 603 and encodes 200 amino acids. The transcript is spliced from 5 exons.